AUGGCUGAAAUUACUUUAGGUAGAUAUUUAUUCGAAAGAUUAAAGCAAGUUAACGUUGACACCAUCUUCGGUGUUCCAGGUGAUUUCAACUUGGUCUUGUUAGAUAACAUCUACGAUGUUCCAGGUUUGAGAUGGGCUGGUAACGCUAACGAAUUGAACGCUGCUUACGCUGCUGAUGGUUACGCCAGAAUUAAGGGUAUGGCUUGUUUGAUCACCACCUUCGGUGUUGGUGAAUUGAGUGCCUUGAACGGUAUUGCCGGUUCUUACGCUGAACACGUUGGUGUUUUGCACGUUGUUGGUGUUCCAUCCAUCUCUUCUCAAGCUAAAGGUUUAUUGUUGCACCACACCUUAGGUAACGGUGACUUCAGCGUUUUCCACAGAAUGUCUGCUAACAUUUCUGAAACCACUGCUAUGUUGACUGAUUUGGCUGCUGCUCCAGCUGAAAUUGACAGAUGUAUCAGAACCACCUACGUCACCCAAAGAACUGUUUACUUAGGUUUACCAGCUAACUUGGUUGACUUGAAGGUUCCAGCUAAGUUAUUGGACACUCCAAUUGACUUGUCUUUGAAACCAAAUGACCCAGAAGCUGAAGAAGAAGUUAUCUCUGACAUUUUGGAAUUGAUCCAAAAGGCCAAGAACCCAAUUAUUUUGGCCGAUGCUUGUGCUUCCAGACACAAUGUUAAACCAGAAUUGAAGAAGUUGAUUGACACUACUCAAUUCCCAGCUUUUGUUACUCCAUUAGGUAAGGGUUCUAUCGAUGAACAACACCCAAGAUUUGGUGGUGUUUACGUCGGUACCUUGUCUGACGAAAACGUCAAGGAAGCUGUUGAAGGUGCUGAUUUGAUUUUGUCUGUCGGUGCUUUGUUGUCUGAUUUCAACACUGGUUCUUUCUCUUACUCUUACAAGACCAACAACAUUGUUGAAUUCCACUCUGACUACAUUAAGAUCAGAAGCGCUUCUUUCCCAGGUGUCCAAAUGAAAUUUGUUUUGCAAAAAUUGUUGACCAAGGUUGGUGAAGCUGCUAAGGGUUACAAGCCAGUUCCAGUCCCAACUAAGAGACCACAACACAAGGAUCUUACCUCUGAAACCACUCCAUUGAAACAAGAAUGGGUCUGGAGUGCUGUCGGUGACUUCUUGAAGGAAGGUGAUAUUGUUUUGGCUGAAACCGGUACCUCUGCUUUCGGUAUUAACCAAACUCAUUUCCCAACUAACACUUACGGUAUUUCCCAAGUUUUAUGGGGUUCUAUUGGUUUCACCGUUGGUGCUACCUUAGGUGCUGCUUUUGCUGCCCAAGAACUUGACAAAUCCAGAAGAGUUAUCUUGUUUGUCGGUGAUGGUUCUUUGCAAUUGACUGUUCAAGAAAUCUCCACCAUGAUCAGAUGGGGUUUAACUCCAUACUUGUUUGUCUUGAACAACGACGGUUACACUAUUGAAAAAUUGAUUCACGGUCCAAAGGCUCAAUACAACAACAUUCAACCAUGGAAGCACUUGAAACUUUUGGAUACCUUCGGUGCUAAGGACUCUGAAUCUUUGAGAGUUGCCACCACUGGUGAAUGGAACAAGUUGACCAAGGAUGCUGCUUUCAACAAGAACGACAAGAUCAGACUUAUUGAAGUUAUGUUGCCUGAAUUUGAUGCUCCAAGUAACUUGGUUGCUCAAGCUAAAUUGACUGAAGCUAUCAACGCUACCCAAUGA
This is a messenger RNA of Saccharomycodes ludwigii, 1695 nucleotides long. Its product is annotated as alpha-keto acid decarboxylase family protein. Gene Ontology annotation, molecular function: thiamine pyrophosphate binding; carboxy-lyase activity; magnesium ion binding. The transcript has a single exon. The record is from RefSeq and is a predicted model, not a curated record. NCBI's taxonomy places the organism in Eukaryota, Fungi, Ascomycota, Saccharomycetes, Saccharomycodales, Saccharomycodaceae. The coding region runs from base 1 to 1695 and encodes 564 amino acids.